Messenger RNA from Arachis ipaensis, 1527 nucleotides. The record is from RefSeq and is a predicted model, not a curated record. Lineage: Eukaryota; Viridiplantae; Streptophyta; Magnoliopsida; Fabales; Fabaceae.
CCUCGCACUCAAAGUUCCCCGGCCGUCCGUCUAUCUAGCUUCCCUCGUGCUCCAAGUCUUCAACUCCUGUUCGCUGUCACCGAUCGUAGCUGCUUCUUUGAGCUCGGCGUCUGUCGUCUUUGUCUGCUCAGCCGCGCUUCAGCCGCCGUUUGUUUGCCGCACUCAACAUGUUUGAUGAAAUGCUUUAACCAUAUUUCUGUAGGAGCAGCAGCAGCAUCAACCACGCAACAAUGGCUACCAAUGAUUCAAACCGGGUCGGAUUAGUAAUAUCCACCACUGAAUCAAUUAGGGUUUUCCUCUCUGGAGCCUCUCAAGACCCUAAUCUCUCCCACCACCUCCGACACACAUCCGCUGAUCUUCUCUCCCAAUCUGAGCUUUCAUACGAGCAUCUCCGCUCUGUCUGGAUGGCCUCUGAUCCAUCCAUCCGACCCGAAUUGACCCAACUCUUCUCCGGCACGCGAUUCGUCUUCUCUAGCCCGAAGCCCAGGCAGAAGAGUGAAGAAUUGAAGUCAAGGCUGAAAAAGUUGCAAGACUUGGCUGAAAGGAAAGCUUAUCAAGAGCUAGUGAAGGACAUUGCACCAAAGAAGGAAGUUGAGGAACCAUUCUCUUCUUACAAGGACCAGUUAGGAUUUGGAUUACAUGUGGUGGUUACCAUGUUUACUGGCUAUCUUGUUGGUUAUGCUGCAUUUAGAGCAUUGUUUAAUCACAGUCCUGCCAUGAAUGCUGCUGGAGGAAUUCUUGGAUUAGUGGUGGCCAUGCUUGUUGAGACUUUCCUUUUCAUUAUUAGAAGUUCUAAUCUGGAUGCCAGUAAAACAAGGUCCAGUCAAACACCGAAAUCAGCCUUUUCCGCAUCCAGUCUCAAGAAAAACCAGUAGUUUUGAUCAGGAGGAGGAAAAUAACGGGCUACAAUAGCCUCCCAUAGUCCAGAAAGAAAGCUGGAAAAGUGGAGUGACCGUUGUCUAGCGGGACUAGACAAAGACGACAAGCCGGCAACCCCUUGAGAGGAACAAGGCUUGGAAAAGAAUCAAAUGAAUGGUGGCACUGGGGUUCAUGAACAAGAGAUGGGGAUAUUAAGGUUACCUAUAUAAGGGUUCACCACAUGAGGGGCUCCAAAUCGGUGAUAGAGUUUGGCAGCAUAGUCUCUGACCAUAUUGUUGUCGCCUCUGGCUCGCCAGCCACCACUGCCUAGCGUUGCUGUCUCUAGCUCGUCGACCUCCAGGACCGGAGCACCACCACACCGGUUCUGCUUCUGCAAUGCCCUUUUUACAGGGCUCCUGUGGCUUUUUGAUCCAUUUCUCUAUUUUCAAUUGUCUAAGGUUAUUAUGGUUGCUUUUGGGUGAAUUUUAUACUUUGUCGUUUGUGGCAUGGAGAAUGAAAACCUGAGUGGAAGUGAGAAAGAGAAAACCAAUUGGAUUGAAACAUGGAGACAGAACAUUCGGAGAAGGUAAGAAUGUAACUGUUGUUGAUAGCUUUAAGAGAUUGAAAGAAAGAAGGGCAAAGAAAAAAAAAAGCUUAAGAGAAAAAGUU